AUGUUGCAGAUUAAUUUCGGGUUGUGUGACGCAUGCGUCGGGUUCCGCGGGAUCGAUAACAGACUGCAACGAAAUGCGCGCAACAUUCCGAGGAAAUCAGAGCAGAAAACGCGGGUCGGAAGCGGUGGGGCAAAAAUGUUUUUGAAAAAACUCUUUCUGUUGCUGUGGAAAAAUUGGCUGAUUCGAUGGCGGCACCCGGUGCUUUUCUUCGUGGAAAUAAUAGCAGUAGCCCUAUUUUUUGGCCUAUUGCUGAUUGUCAAAAUCCAACUGGCAUCAUCAUCCGGCGACGUUUUGGGCUCGGACACGGAAAUAUUUGCUCCUUCGCUGGAAAGAGGAAUUCUUGGUGCCUUAACUGGGACUUGGACUGAACCUCCAGUAAUUAUGUACGCUCCGAACAAUACGGAGACUCGUGAAAUCAUGGAAAAUGUACUCGAAAUGAUCGUUCCCAGUACCCGAGAAGCAGGACCUUUGGAAACAAGGGCAUUUGCAUCCGAAAAGGAAUUACUGAGAGCAGUCGAUUCCUUGGGACUGAUAUCUGGGUUCCUUUCACUGAGAGGAGCGAUAGUUUUCACUUCAACAACUGGAAACUCUUUUUCUUACAAAGUUCGCAUCAAGAACUUUCAGAUUCCGACUGAGUUUUUGUUUUCACCCGUUUCGCUUCCUGGUGCUGGGGACACGUACUGGAACUAUGAUAGUUACGUGGCUCCAUUGCAGUUGGUGAUUCGAACGCAGGCGUUUCCGUAUCCGGCUUACAGUGCGGCUUUGCAGGACUUCCUGUCAUUUUUAUUUGGAUUAAUGUUGCCACAGUUCACGGUUUUCGGUUUCCUGUUCUUAGUGCCUAUCAUUCAUCUGGGGGUUGUUAAGGAGAAGCAAACAGGUGUCAAGGAGCUGAUGAAGAUGAUGGGCAUGAGCAGGGUCUUGUACUGGUCAAGUUGGCUGCUGAGCUGCAUCGUGUCGUUAAUUAUCCCGAUAACGAUCGCGAUAAUUAUCUGCGUGGCGCCGAUUUCCUCAGACGGCGCCAUCUAUGGACACAGUGACGGACUUCUCAUAGCUAUUUUCUACAUUCUAUUCGCCUUGUCUUUCAUCAGCUUCUCAUUUUUCGUCACGACAUUUUUUGACAGGCGAGUUGGACUCCAGUGGAAAAACAUGAACCAAGCACCGUAUUUAAACGACGGCAUGACCAUGACCUCAGUUUUCCUCAUGCUGGUCUUUGACACAGUUUUCUACAUGAUCCUCACUUUGUACAUGGACACCAUAAAACCUGGAAAGUACGGGGUUCCUGCGCCAAUUUACUUCCCGUUCCAGCUUUCAUACUGGUUUCCCAAGAAGAGCAAAGUGAAUGCGAAAUCGGACUCAGCAUCUGCUUCAAUACUAGCUGGCAAAAACCAGUUCUUUGAAGAAGAGCCUCAGCAUUUGCAAGCCGGAAUCGACAUUGCAAAUUUGCGAAAGGUUUUCUGGUCACUAGAAGGGAAAAAAGUCGCUGUUGAUGGCCUGAGUUUGAAGGCGUAUCGCAGUCAAAUCACUGCUCUUUUGGGUCACAAUGGCGCGGGGAAAACUACUACUAUGUCAAUUUUGACAGGUCUUUACUCGCCAAGUGGAGGCACUGCUGUUAUUGAUGGCUAUGACAUCACAACAAGCUUGGACAAGGUCAGGGAAAGAAUGGGACUGUGUCCACAACAUUCCAUGCUUUUCCCUGAAAUCACUGUCAUGGAACACCUCCUGCUUUUCGGCCAG
Notodromas monacha is the source of this 1734-nucleotide messenger RNA. NCBI's taxonomy places the organism in Eukaryota, Metazoa, Arthropoda, Ostracoda, Podocopida, Cyprididae. The record is from the annotation of a GenBank genome assembly.